Messenger RNA from Mesocestoides corti, 1869 nucleotides. Lineage: Eukaryota; Metazoa; Platyhelminthes; Cestoda; Cyclophyllidea; Mesocestoididae. The record is from the annotation of a GenBank genome assembly.
AUGUGUCUUAUUAGUGCUACCGUGCAGCUGACGAGCGCAGUGGUUGGUACCACCGAAGAUGACACGGCGCUCACCAUGGAAAUCGCCAUCGAAACGCCACAAGGUCCUCGAACGGAGGAGGUCGCGGCCUUAGCAACCGACCUGGGCGACUGCCAAUCAGGUGAGGCGUGUCAAAAUGGCGGGCAAUGCAGACCUUCAACGACUCAAGAAGACGGGAAGAUUGCCAAGGCGGUCUGCGUCUGCCCGCUAGGCUAUUCUGGUUCACGGUGCACUGAGAAGGAAACUCAGCCGAGGUUUCCAGAGCUGCUAGAUGGUGGCUACAUCGCUUUCGGAGGUUACCUGUUGCCUGAUUUUGGACCUCUGUCCAUGCGCCUUCAAAUUAAACCCAAACUCCUGCGACCGCGGACACUACUCCUGUUCCACGUUGCAACAGCUCGUGGGUUGGCAUUCCACUUGGAGGUUAACGAUGGAAACUUCAAAUUCAGAGGUAUAUGGGAAAAAGUAUAUGACAAAUUCCAAUUGGUUCCAAUCAAUUACAGGGUUUACAACCAGUCAAAAAGUGGUCACUUCCACCUCUCACAGUAUCUCGAGAGUCCAGUUAAAUUCGAAGAAAUUCGAGGUCGAUUCACUGACAUUGAAGUGGGUCUCCGAUUGGGUGAUCAGGCGUACCUUUUGGUCGACGAUCGCGAGGCUAAGAGGCAUCUGUAUCGAUUGAACCCUUUUGUUGUUUACAUUAAGGACGUAAUUCCUGAACUGUUUGAAGGUUUCGGCAUUGACACUGUCGAGGUGCCAUCAAUCUCAAAGCAGCCAAUCUACAUUGGAGGUCACCCAUCACUCCUUCUUCGCAAUCAGUUCCCAUUGGUUGAGGGUGCAGCAAACAAUCUAAUUGGUUGUCUGGGUGAUAUCCACUUUAACGGAGAACUAGUUGACCCUCGUAGGGGUGCGUUUGUGGGCGACGCUAUUGACGGCUACGGAAUCGCGCGCUUUUCGCACACUGAUUUAAACAACAUGCAAGCUCAGAUUAUAAUAUUGCAUAUAGCCUUGAUGCCAGUGAUUCCAGAAUUUGUUGGCAACUCCUACAUCGGUUUGCGAGGAUUUGCUGAUACCUCGUGGACUGAUACACUUCUGGAAGUUAUCUUUUACGCCAAAAAUCCAACAGGACUGCUGAUCUAUUCGGGAUUCUCGUUCGACAGACGUGGUGACUUUAUUUGUGUAGCUCUCGUUGAUGGCUUCAUCGCGGUCAGCUUUGAUCUCGGAACAGGUCCGUCGUUUCAAAAAAGUUCUCAAAAUAUCAGCAUGGCCACCUGGCAUCACCUCCAGGUUAAACGGAUCGGUCGCAGUUUUAACGUCCUCAUCGACGAUGAAGCUGUUUCCAAGCCAACAGAAAGCUUCACCCACGGAAACUUUGUCCAAUUAACAAUUACGGAUAACCUCUUGAUUGGAGGUCACCCAGAACCCGAUCACGUGUCUGCCCUGUUACCAGAUCGGCGCAAGAUUGUUUCCUACAAAGGAACUCGCCAUUUCAUUGGCUGCAUCCAAUCCGUAUUGAUUAAUGGUCAGCGCCUGGAUCCAAUCAGAGACGCCGUAUCGGCAGCGAAUGUUGCGAACUGUUAUAGUCACGAGUGCUCACAGCCAAUCACGCCAUGCGGAUUGAAUGUGAGUGUCUGGUGUUUAAACGGGUGCAUUUUAGGUGGCUGUACGCAAUCGAUAAGGGAUAGACUGGCGUUCCUGAGAGAAUUUCAAGGUCACACGAAAUCGACCGGUUUUCGUGGAUGCAUUGGAGAUAUCCGAGUUAACGAACUUCCUCUCCACUUUACAAAUGCCACGCACUCACAAAACAUUGACGAAUGUGUGGAUUCCGAGCUAUAA